Anastrepha obliqua is the source of this 3920-nucleotide messenger RNA. It is a transcript of the gene fliI, whose product is annotated as protein flightless-1. Gene Ontology annotation, cellular component: nucleus; cytoplasm; actin cytoskeleton. Gene Ontology annotation, biological process: actin filament severing; barbed-end actin filament capping; myofibril assembly. The coding region runs from base 92 to 3829 and encodes 1245 amino acids. The transcript has 7 exons. Gene Ontology annotation, molecular function: actin filament binding; phosphatidylinositol-4,5-bisphosphate binding. NCBI's taxonomy places the organism in Eukaryota, Metazoa, Arthropoda, Insecta, Diptera, Tephritidae. The record is from RefSeq and is a predicted model, not a curated record.
UAUAAAUAUAUUUUGCGUUAUUGCUUUGUUGGGGUAGAAAUCUUCGUUUAUUAAAGUUUAUCUCAUUAGUCCGAUUAAAUAGUUUAAAAAAAUGGCUACUGGUGUAUUGCCUUUUGUUCGAGGUGUUGAUUUUACAAAAAAUGACUUCAGUAAAGAUAAAUUUCCGGCUGCUAUUAAGCAGAUGAACCGAGUUCAAUGGCUAACCUUGGAUAACACUUCUCUUUGUGAAAUUCCUGAAGAAUUGGGGAAUUUGUUUAAACUUGAGUAUCUUUCCCUAAAACACAAUGAUUUGGAAAAACUGUAUGGAGAAUUGACGGAGCUUUCAUGUUUGCGCUCUUUAAACUUGCGUUGCAAUCAAAUAAAAAAUAGUGGCAUUCCACCAGAACUGUUCCGAUUAGAAGAACUAACAACAUUGGAUUUGUCACAUAACAAACUUAAAGAAGUACCGGAGGGUUUGGAGCGCGCCAAAAGUCUUCUUGUAUUAAAUCUUAGUAAUAAUCAAAUUGAAUCUAUUCCAGCAGCCCUAUUCAUACAUUUGACUGACUUACUUUUCGUUGAUCUCUCGAAUAACCGAUUGGAAACAUUGCCUCCACAAACACGUCGACUGGCGAAUCUGCAAUCUUUAAACUUGGCUGACAAUCCUUUAGAAUUGUUCCAACUUCGCCAAUUGCCAUCCUUGCAAAAUCUUGAAAGCCUUAACAUGCGCAAUACUCAACGUACUCUUCUAAAUUUCCCCACAUCCCUGGACAGCCUAUCAAAUUUAGCGGAAUUGGAUAUAUCGAAAAAUAUGUUGCCGAAAAUACCCGAUUGUGUAUAUAAUUUGCCCAACUUAAAACGUAUCAACCUCAGUGACAAUGCCAUUACCGAAUUAAGUUCGAACAUAGAAUAUUGGCAAAAAAUUGAAGUACUAAAUUUAUCUCGCAAUCUACUGACAACAUUACCUGCAGCUAUAUGUAAAUUAAUACAUCUGCGUUGCCUUUAUUUAAAUGAUAAUCGUUUAGACUUCGAUGGAAUUCCUUCAGGCAUUGGAAAAUUAUGUUCUCUGGAGACAUUUUCAGCAUCAAACAACGUUUUAGAGAUGAUACCAGAAGGUUUAUGCCGUUGUGGAGCUUUGAAAAAGCUCAAUUUGAGCUCAAACAGACUCAUAACUUUACCAGAGGCCAUUCAUUUGCUUGAAGGUUUAGAUCAACUUGAUUUGCGAAACAAUCCCGAUCUGAUUAUGCCACCCAAACCAUCUGAAGCAAUAAAAGGAGCUGGCGUUGAAUUCUAUAAUAUAGAUUUUUCCCUACAAACCCAAUUACUUCUUGCUGGUGCUGCUGUACCUCCUGUAGUGCCAGUGACCUCUAAUAUUAAGGAUUCUACUGCACGUAAAAUACGCUUGCGCCGAGGGCCACGAGCCGAUUCUGAUCAAGAUUCAGCUAAAAUACUGAAAGGUAUGAAGGAUGUGGCGAAAGAUAAGGAAGAGUCUCUCGGCCCACUUGAUGAUUUGCAACACGAAUCGCUUAAACCAAAACGUUGGGAUGAAUCAUUAGAAAAACCUCAACUAGAUUAUUCAAAGUUUUUUGAAAAAGAAGACGGACAACUUCCGGGACUUACUAUUUGGGAAAUUGAAAAUUUUUUGCCUAACAAAAUCGAGGAAGUGGCACAUGGAAAGUUUUAUGAAGGCGAUUGUUAUAUCGUGCUCAAAACAUUUGUUGAUGACUUGGGUCUACUUGCAUGGCAAAUCUAUUUUUGGAUCGGUAAUGAGGCUACUUUAGACAAACGCGCUUGUGCUGCAAUACAUGCCGUUAAUUUGCGCAAUUACUUAGGAGCACGUUGUCGUACAAUACGUGAAGAGCAAAACGAUGAAUCUGAAGAAUUUUUGGCACUCUUUGAUACGGAAGUUACGUACAUUGAAGGUGGACGCACUGCUACAGGCUUCUACACGGUCGAAGACAUGUUGUAUACCAUGCGUUUAUAUCGUGUGCAUGCCGCUGGUUCAUCAGUCCACUUGGAGCCCGUCGCUGUACAUUUCGACUCCCUAGAUCCUCGAUAUACAUUUAUGUUAGACUGUGGAAUCAAAUUGUAUAUCUGGCUUGGGUGCGCAUCAAAGAACACAUUGAACUCCAAAACACGCCUAAUGGCCGAAAAAAUUAAUAAAACAGAAAGAAAAAAUAAAUGUGAUAUCAUAGUGGAAAUGCAAGGGGAGGAAAGCGAUGACUUUUGGAAUAAUUUGGGGGUUGACCCACAAGAAAUAUCCAAAAAGAAAAUUAUUCAGCAUGUGUUGGAUGGUUUUGAGCCUACCAUCUCUCGCCUUUAUCAGGUUCAACUUGGGAUGGGUUAUUUAGAGUUACCACAAGUGCAAUUGGCAAAUCAAAAAUUGGUGCACACUUUAUUAAAUAGCAAAAAUGUUUAUAUUUUGGACUGCUAUACAGAUCUGUUUGUAUGGUUUGGUAAGAAAUCCACCAGGCUAGUUCGAGCAGCCGCGAUAAAAUUAUCGCGAGAACUCUUUGAAAUGAUAAGUCGUCCUGAUUUUGCCUUGGUAACUCGCUUGCAGGAAGGAACUGAGUCGCAAAUAUUUAAAUCUAAAUUUGUAGGCUGGGAUGAAGUAAUGGCCGUUGAUUUCACACGCACCGCUAACUCUGUUGCCAAAACGGGCGCAGACUUAACCAAAUGGGCUCGUAAGCAAGAGACUAGGGCCGAUCUAGCCGCACUUUUUAUGCCUCGUCAAAACCCAAUGCCGCUUAGUGAGGCUGAGCAACUGGAGGAGGACUGGAAUUACGAUCUUGAAGCGAUGGAAGCAUUUGUAUUAGAAGGCAAAAAAUUUGUUCGAUUACCGGAAGAAGAAUUGGGUAAUUUUUAUACGGGAGAGUGUUAUGUAUUCCUUUGUCGGUACUGUAUACCUGUUGAAGAAGAAGACGGCGAGAUAGAUGAUAUAAAGCAAUCGGAUGACGAAAUUCAAUGUGUAGUAUACUUUUGGCAAGGACGUAAUGCCGGUAAUAUGGGAUGGUUGACUUUUACUUUUACUCUACAAAAAAAAUUCAAAGCAAUGUUUGGAGAAGAGCUAGAAGUAGUGCGGAUUCAUCAGCAGCAAGAAAAUUUGAAAUUCAUGGCCCAUUUUAAACGCAAGUUUAUAAUUCACACAGGAAAGCGUAAAGACAAGUCAAAUAAUAGUUCUUUAAAGCCGUCUGUAGAGUUCUUUCACUUGCGAUCUAAUGGUGGAGCGUUGUGUACACGUUUGAUUCAAAUUCAACCAGAUGCAGUAAAUUUAAAUUCAGCAUUCUGUUAUAUUUUAUAUGUUCCCUUUGACACGGAAGACGAAUCACAAUCGGGAAUUGUUUAUGUUUGGUUGGGUUCAAAGUCUACAGCAGAGGAGUCUAAGCUUGUCCAGGAAAUAGCUGAAAAAAUGUUCAACAACCCAUGGGUUAGUUUACAGAUUCUAAAUGAAGGGGAAGAGCCAGAAAAUUUCUUUUGGGUGGCUUUGGGUGGUCGCAAGGAUUACGAUACAAAUGCAGAUUUUAUGAAUUAUACCAGACUAUUCCGAUGCUCCAAUGAAAAAGGUUACUUCACUGUUGCAGAAAAAUGUUCUGAUUUUUGUCAGGACGAUUUGGCAGAUGACGACAUUAUGAUAUUGGACAAUGGUGAACAAGUUUUUUUGUGGCUUGGUUCUAGAUGCAGUGAAGUUGAAAUUAAACUGGCGUACAAGUCAGCACAGGUUUAUAUACAACAUUUGCGCAUUAAACAACCUGAGAGACCGCGAAAACUAUUCCUUACAUUGAAAAAUAAGGAGUCGAAACGUUUCACGAAAUGUUUUCAUGGUUGGAGUACUCAUAAAUCGCCCCCGGAGUAAUUAUUUGCGUUUAUAUAGUUAAUCUAAAACUAAAACUAUUUGUUAAACUAAAACCAAACUAAUUAGGAACGUACUUUUCAUUGAAAUCCAA